AUGAAAAACAAAAAUAAAUUAUCUGAAGAGAGUUCUUUAUUUAGAAAUGUGCCAACUGCUACUCAAGAAUAGAAUACAAGAAGGAAUAGUUAUUCUAUUUCCUCUAAAAACUCUGUGAUUCAAUAAAUUUUUCAAUUUUACACUAAAUAAUCAUAUGCUAUAGGUGUAAAUGCAACAUUCGAUAGAUAAUAUCAAGAAAGUAAUUAAUUAAACUUAGCUAAAUUCUUUCAUUUUUGUAGAGAUUUUAACAUUAACUUCCUCAAUAAAUAAGAACUCUAAGAUCUAUUUAAGAAAUGUUCAACUCAUGGAUAACACAUCAAUUUAUAAUAGUUUGAAUAAUUAUUUAGUUUGUUAGCAUUAUAUCGAGGGAUUGAUUUAUGUGAAUUUUAUUAAGAACUUGGCUUUGAUGUUUGGUUAAAAAAUUAAAAGAAAAUGAAAUUACUUGGUAAACCUUUUAAUAUGAAAGAUGAUAGAGAACGAUUUACAAAAGAAGAACUUAAUUAUGAAUUUAAACUUUAUCAUCCAGAUAUUAAAGAUUAGAAUCUCAUUAAAGAAAUCUUAAGAUAAAGAAAAUUAAAAUCAGAGAACGAAAAGAGUUCUGAAAGAGAGAAAAAAACUAAGGAAAAGUUGCAACAUGAACUGAAAUUUUAAAGUGGAACAGAGUUGAUUGAAAAGUAUCCUGAAAAAAUUUAAUUAAUAUAACAGCUUUAAAGAAGAAGAGUAAUACCUCACAUUAGUAACUUUAAACCUCUUACUAAACUUGCGUAUAGUCUUAAUACAACAAAAGAAAACAAUUAAACAAUUAAAGCACCCAUUAUUACAUGGGAUGCUUUAGAUGCUAUAGUACCUGAUGAGGAUCUAAUAUAAAAUUUGAUUGGUUCUCAAAAGUAGUAAGAUAAAUAUUUAAACUAAUUUGAAAUCUAUAACUAACCAUAAAAUUUAGAUCAUAGUUUUAUCAAAAAUUAUGGUAAUUUAUCCUCGAACAUAAGAUCUUUGUCUGAUUCUAAUCCAAAUUAUAAUAAAGAUAACGAUUUAAUUUAAUCAGAAAGAUAAAAACACACAAAAAUUAAUUAUUAAGCAUCACCACGUAUUAAAUCACGUUAGCUUUAACAUAUUUAAGAAUAAUCUCCAAAAUAUACAGAUUUAUCAAAUGUAUCACACAAAAGUGAUAAAAAUCCUUAAAAAACAAAACUGAAUAUCUCUAUGCUGAAAAGAGCAAAUGAAAUUUAAUAAUUGGAAGGCUUAAAAUAAAAGUAUCUCUUAGAACAAAUUAUCAAUAACUAAUUAAAGAGAGAGUAACUCAAAAAAUCUUAUGAAAUUCAUAUGUGA
Molecule: messenger RNA, 1329 nt
Organism: Paramecium sonneborni
Lineage: Eukaryota; Ciliophora; Oligohymenophorea; Peniculida; Parameciidae
Source: the annotation of a GenBank genome assembly